UAUAAGAUUUGGCUAUGUCCUUCAUAUUUGACUGGAUUUACAGUGGUUUCAGCAGUGUGCUACAGUUUUUAGGAUUAUAUAAGAAAACUGGUAAAUUGGUAUUUCUUGGAUUGGAUAAUGCGGGAAAAACAACAUUGCUACACAUGCUAAAAGAUGAUAGACUUGGACAACAUGUCCCAACGUUACAUCCCACGUCAGAAGAACUAACCAUUGCUGGCAUGACAUUUACAACUUUUGAUCUGGGUGGACAUGUUCAAGCUCGAAGAGUGUGGAAAAACUACCUUCCUGCUAUCAAUGGCAUUGUAUUUCUGGUGGAUUGUGCAGACCAUGAAAGGCUGUUAGAAUCAAAAGAAGAACUUGAUUCACUAAUGACAGAUGAAACUGUUGCUAAUGUGCCUAUACUGAUUCUUGGAAAUAAGAUUGACAGACCUGAAGCCAUCAGUGAAGAGAGGUUGCGAGAGAUGUUUGGUUUAUAUGGUCAGACAACAGGAAAGGGCAGUGUAUCUCUGAAAGAACUGAAUGCCCGGCCCUUAGAAGUUUUUAUGUGUAGUGUGCUCAAAAGACAAGGCUAUGGAGAAGGCUUCCGCUGGAUGGCUCAGUACAUUGAUUAACACCAGCCCGCAUCGGUUCAAGGUCUCACCAUUCAGGCCUACUCAGAGAUUUGAUCACUCAACAUGCAUAACUUGAAUUCAAUAGACUUUUGUUGGUUAGAAAACAGAUGUUUUUUAGAUUAUUAAUAUUUUAUCAACCUAAUUUGAGUGAGAAUUGAAGACUGAUUCAAGUAAGCUGAAUAUCGCAAUGUAGCUUUCUAAUUCCAUAAAAAUAAUUAGAUUUUACAGUUUAUAAUCUGACAUUACCCCCAGCACCAUUUUUAAAGAGCAACUUUCCAGACUACCUUUGAAGCACUUUUUAACAAUAUGAAACUACAAAUGUAAACCAUAUUUAAAAG
This is a messenger RNA of Eubalaena glacialis (North Atlantic right whale), 949 nucleotides long. RefSeq names its product GTP-binding protein SAR1b. Gene Ontology annotation, molecular function: GTPase activity; GTP binding. Gene Ontology annotation, biological process: endoplasmic reticulum to Golgi vesicle-mediated transport; membrane organization; vesicle organization. Gene Ontology annotation, cellular component: endoplasmic reticulum exit site; COPII vesicle coat. Lineage: Eukaryota; Metazoa; Chordata; Mammalia; Artiodactyla; Balaenidae. The transcript has a single exon. The record is from RefSeq and is a predicted model, not a curated record. The coding region runs from base 15 to 611 and encodes 198 amino acids.